AUGUCAAGACCGGCCCUCUCGAGGCGCAUACCCGUAGUUGGACUUCUGGCUCUUGCGACUGCUCAGGUUUCAGCACUGGACCAACCAUACAAUCCAACACAUAUCGUCAUACCCGAACAGAACGACGAGGAUGAUCAGACAGUGUCCUACGCAUAUAUUCUACAACCUAACGCCAAUGGGCAGGCCAGCUUACUUUCGCUCGAUCUUACCAAUUCGCUCGAGGCUUCAAAACUCUCCUUAACAACCCUCUACGAUUCUUUGCCGUUCCUGGAGACCACAUCGAAUCGUGCAUACACACCACUAAAAGGUAGCGAACAGAACAUAACUGUCGUCGCUGGCGACUGCUCCACAGAUGGUGAUGCCCCCGAAGUUUGGACUUUUAUUCCAGCUACCCAUGGCAAGAACGGCAAUGGAACAUGGUUACAAAGUACGCCUGCAGCGGCAGCAAAGAACAAGGUUCACGGGCCCGACUUUCUGAGCUCAGGCAUUGCUUUCUCAGAUCUCGCCAAAGGCAAUGCUUCGACAACAAGUUUAUAUGUGUUUGGAGGAAUGUGUCCGCUACCCAACGCUACCGAUGAUACCUGGAUGUCUGCAGCAAACUACACCAACCAGAUGAUGACAUUUUCUCCAGAACUAGACAGCUCGAAGCAGGUAGCCUAUACUUCAGCAUUCUUAUCGAGCAAAGGCCCACCUGUCGCUGAGGCUGGCUUCAGUAUGACUCCUUUGAGCCCUGCUUUCUCUGAUAAUUCGAGCAGCACUCAAAGCGCACGACAAAGCUUUGUGUUGGUAGGAGGUCAUACUGGAGCCGCCUUUAUCAACAUGUCCUCGGUAGCACUGUUCUCCCUGCCCGAAGAGACCUGGACUUACCAACCCGUGGAUCAACCCUCGGCAGGGACCGUCACUUCUGUUGAACCAAGAUCAGGCCAUACAGCAGUUUUGACCGAAGAUGGAAAGAGCUUGGUUGUGUUCGGUGGAUGGGUUGGAGAUGUCACAAAUGCCGCUUCACCUCAGUUGGCGGUUUUAGAACUUGGUUCGGGCUACGGAGGUGAUGGAGAUUGGGAGUGGUCAGUACCUUCUCAAGCAUCUUCUGGCCUGGCUGGAGCAGGUAUCUACGGACACGGCGCAGCGAUGCUUCCUGGUGGAGUCAUGAUGAUCAUGGGCGGUUACAAUAUUCCUACGACAUCUUCGAAGCGUUUCCGUUUCCGUUUCCUACGUCGCUCAACGUCUACGUCAAACUCGCAAACUCUCUUCUACAAUGUCACUUCGAAAUCCUGGAUACAAUCUUACGACCCGCCCCCAGAAGUCACAUCAGGCAGUGGCGCAUCAGCAGAAGACCAAAGAAAAGGAGCACUUACUACAACAUCUCAAAAAGCCGGUCUUGGUGUCGGUUUGGCAAUCGGUGGAGUGGUCGUCAUCCUCCUCAUCGUCUUCUACUUCUGGUACAAACGCCAUCUGAAACGAAGACGCGAAGCCCGUGAGAGCGAUAGAGAGCGACUCAGCACCUCCUACGAGCCUUGCCAUGGUGAUUAUGCCUCUGGUGGCAACUGGCAAGAGAAGGAUGAGGACAUGCAUGACGGCUUCACAACAUGGACACCUCAUGGUGUGGAGAACAGCCCUGCACAGAUCAAAGAAGGCAACCGCGAGGUCGAGAGAUCUGGAUUGUCGAUCAAUGCUCCGAGCCCAACCAGAGGUCUCCGAAAGAACGGGCUGACCCGCAGCCAGUACCAGUACCACGCUGCUCCUCGCUACGAUGAUGGUAGAAUCAGCAGAACGAGCGGCCACAUCCAUCCGAUCCAGGAGAGAGACGAAGAAGAGGAAAGAUUGUCAUCGAGACAUAGCAAUCGUUCAUUCAGAGGUCUUGGAAAUAUGAUCGGCUUGAAGAGCAGCGAGCAAGAUCCAUUCAAAGAUCCUCUUCCUAAUCCUCUCCGUAGUCAUCCCGUCACUCCGGAGAUCGGUUCCACAGCAGAAGGUUCUCAGGAACGCACAAUCUCUCCCUACCCUGCCAGCAGGUCCAGCUCUCCCGACAAGAUCGAUGAGAGAACUUCGUCUGGGUUGAGCGAGAACUCUGAUCGUUCUGGGCUCUCGAGUAAUGGUCGCUCUGUUGCUAGAACAUCUUCAACUCGCUCAGGUCUCUUCUUUGGUUUGUCAGGUCAUCCGUCCAUCACACCUUCCCAAGCCCCAAGCGCAUCCAUCGUGUCACGUAGUCUGUCUCCUGCAUACUGGGAAAACAAACCCAAACAGACAAACAGCCUGCACCCACCUAGCUUGCGUCCCGGAUUGGAAAGAGCACCUGACUCUUCCUCGACACAAUGCACUACCUUUGGUCAAUUGAUUGCACAAAGCGAAGCUCUCCUUGGAACCGCUCCAGAAGCCCAGGUCACUGCGCCGCUCAAUUACAAGGUGCGGCGCACUUCGGCAGAGAUUAUCGCAGCUGCCGUUGGCAAAACGCCUCCUCUUCCACCUCGCCGUCGUGGCUGGAUGGGCAGUAUCCGUCAAGUAUUCAGCGGUGACCGCAGCAUGAGUGCCUCGCAUGCUUCAAGACGUGCUGACGCCCCUGCGGUUCCACUCCCAACUCAGCAAUACCGCGAUCGCAGUAACAGCCCCGUCAAGAGUCACGCUCGCACUGGCUCUUCCAUGUCAACAUCAGCUCCCCGCCGUGCCGCUAGCGACAGUUCCCAGUUCCUCGGCACCAGACGCGGCAAACGCGACUGGGAAGGCAACGAGAGCGAUCCGCGCUGGCAACCCUACCGCGACGACCCAGACACAGGCGACUGGGGCGAUGUUCCCGAAGACCCAGCAUCGAAAGCAGAAGCCGAAAAACAAACACCGGAAGACGAACGCGAAGACUGGGACAUUGAAGAGGCAGCCGCUAACCGUGAUGUCCAAGUCAUGUUUACAGUUCCCAAAGCUCGUCUACGCGUCGUCAAUGCCGAUGUGGACAAAGCAAGUUUGAGAAGUAUCAGCGAUGGUGCUAAGAGCAUUCGUGCCAAACAACUUCUCAAAGAAAAAGAAAAGGAGGAAAAUAAAAAUGAGGAGACUGAAGCUGGUGCACAGCGCAAACCAUCGAAUUACGGCCUUCAGAUCCAAGAUUGGGAACGAGAAGCUUUGGAGAAAAGAGAUGCUGAAGAGGCAGAGACGAGCAAGAAGAAUUGA
This is a messenger RNA of Aureobasidium melanogenum CBS 110374, 3153 nucleotides long. RefSeq lists its product as uncharacterized. The record is from RefSeq and is a predicted model, not a curated record. The transcript is spliced from 3 exons. Gene Ontology annotation, molecular function: protein binding. NCBI's taxonomy places the organism in Eukaryota, Fungi, Ascomycota, Dothideomycetes, Dothideales, Saccotheciaceae. Bases 1 to 3153 code for a protein of 1050 amino acids.